Cebus imitator (Panamanian white-faced capuchin) is the source of this 2209-nucleotide messenger RNA. RefSeq names its product armadillo repeat containing 6 (gene ARMC6). The transcript is spliced from 8 exons. Gene Ontology annotation, biological process: hematopoietic progenitor cell differentiation. The coding region runs from base 403 to 1671 and encodes 422 amino acids. Lineage: Eukaryota; Metazoa; Chordata; Mammalia; Primates; Cebidae. Gene Ontology annotation, molecular function: protein binding. The record is from RefSeq and is a predicted model, not a curated record.
UGGUGCGCAGGCGUGGGCCGCCGCGGCCGGGCUCUUCUGCGCAAGCGCCCUGCCCGCUUCCUCGGGGCGCACGCUCCGGAGGCAAUAAAUUUCCCUGCGGGGUUGGGGGGCGGCAACCACAGUAAGCCUCCCGGAAAGGGAGGCAAAGACGCCACCGUCGCGCACCGAGUGGCCUUGUUGGCUUUACCUUGGUUCGCGAUCGCCCUUAGUUACCUCGUGAGCCGCUCACGGGGCUCAGGCAGGCCGACGGAGGACGGCACAGAGCCUGCGCGCGUACGGCGGCCGGAAGGGGCUAGAGGCGGUGCCCUGGGUGACAGCCGCGCGCCCCUCCUUUCCCCACGUGGCCGCGAAGACCGGCUCCGGAGCACACAUCGGCUGCACGCCAGCAUCAGUGCAGCGAAGAUGGCGUCUAAGCGCAUCGCCCAGGAGACCUUUGAUGCAGCUGUGCGUGAGAACAUCGAGGAGUUUGCAAUGGGGCCAGAGGAGGCGGUGAAAGAGGCCGUGGAGCAGUUCGAAUCGCAAGGGGUUGAUCUGAGCAACAUCGUAAAGACAGUGCCUAAAGUCUCUGCAGAUGGACCCCAGGAGCCCACACAUGACGUCCUGCAGACACUCAGUGACCUACAGGAGUCUGUGGCCAGCUCUCGCCCCCAGGAAGUGUCAGCACACCUCACCCGCUUCUGCGACCAGUGCAAGCAGGACAAGGCCUGCUGUUUCCUCGCAGCCCAGAAAGGGGCCUACCCCAUCAUCUUUGCUGCCUGGAAGCUGGCCACUGCAAGUGACCAGGGCCUUCUGCUCCAGUCCCUCAAUGCCCUGUCAGUGCUGACUGAUGGCCAACCAGACCUCCUGGACACCCAGGGCCUGCAGCUGCUGGUGGCCACACUGGCCCAGAAUGCCAACGAGGCCGACCUGACCUGUUCUGGGAUCCGCUGUGUACGUCAUGCUUGCCUGAAACAUGAACAGAAUCGGCAAGACCUGGUGAAAGCCGGCGUGCUGCCCCUGCUGACUGGCGCCAUUGUCCAUCAUGGCCACCACGCCAACGUGGUCAGAGAGGCCUGCUGGGCCCUGCGUGUCAUGACCUUUGAUGACGACAUGCGUAUGUCCAUUAGCCACGCCCACAACCACGCCAAGAUGAUUGUGCAGGAGAACAGAGGCUUGAAGGUGCUGAUUGAAGCCACCAAAGCGUUCCUGGAUAACCCUGGCGUCCUGGGCGAGCUCUGUGGAACCCUGUCCCGCCUGGCUGUCCGCAACGAGUUCUGCCAGGAGGUCGUCGACCUCGGGGGCCUGAGCAUCCUGGUGUCCCUGCUGGCUGACUGCAAUGACCACCAGGAGCUCGUGAAGCAGUUGCUGAGUGCCCUGCGAGCCAUCGCAGGCAACGACGACGUAAAGGACGCCAUCGUCCAUGCUGGCGGGAUGGAGUCCAUCGUGGCUGCCAUGACCCGGCACCUGGCCAGCCCCCAGAAACAGGCUUGUAUGCUGAUCCGAAACCUGGUGUCCCGCAGCCGGGCCUUCUCGAAGCCCAUCCUGGACCUGGGGGCUGAGGCACUCAUUACAAAGGCCCAGUCGAACCACCGCAGCUGUGAGGAUGUGGCCAAGGCCGCCCUGCAGGACCUGGGUUGCCAUGUUGAGUUCCAAGAACUGUGGACUGGCCAGAGGGGCCACCUGGCGCCAUGACCCCAGGCUCAGUCUGGGCUGCGACUCAGGAAUGGAGGUAGAUCCAUGUCCGCCACUGUCCCCUAUUAGUUUCGUCCCCUUCACAGUAAGAAGUGUUUUCCGACAGGCCCUAGGUAAAGGGUCAGCAGAGGGGGGAGCCUUGUGGGGGCAUCUACACAGAAGGAAGCAGCCCCCACAUCCCAGCCACUCCUGGGUCCUGGCCUUGCCUCUCAGCUAGCAGCACAGACACCACUGUCCUGCUCCUCCCCCUGGCCCCAUGCCCUACCAGCAGGGGCAAAGGGCACGUCCCAUCGCUCACUGCCCUGUCUGAAAUGUGGCAGCCACUGUGGGCCAGGCUCAGGGAAGGGCAGACGAUUCCGGCAGGGUUGGGCUCCCUGGCACAGGCUGCCUGCUGCAGGUUCCUGCAGGCCUCUGCUCCUCGUUUUUCUCACCUGUAAAAUGGGUCUCAGAUGCUAUGCCCUGCUUGACCUCAGCUUGUCUCUCUGGGUCCUGGGCCAGCCAGGGUACCUGACAAUAAAAGAUCAUUGAGUGAACAGUG